Messenger RNA from Peronospora belbahrii, 285 nucleotides. Lineage: Eukaryota; Oomycota; Peronosporomycetes; Peronosporales; Peronosporaceae. The record is from the annotation of a GenBank genome assembly.
AUGGAGUGUUGGCGCCGUCUUAGUGAGCGCCAUCAGAAGUUGAAGACACAGAUCCACAACACGCGUAUUCCUCUUUCGAAAAAUGGACAGCGUAUUAUGGGACUGGUGUACUUUACAGCUCCUAUUAUUGGUGGCUUUUACGUCAUGAAGUGGGCCGAGCAUCGUGCUGACACUAAUUUUCAGCGAGAGGAGAUGGACAUUCGUCAAGCUGCUGGCAGUAAUGCCAAGUAUGUGGCAUUACAGAACGAGCAAUUAAAGAAGAUGCUACAUGACCAACAACAGUAG